This is a messenger RNA of Hyaloscypha bicolor E, 417 nucleotides long. RefSeq lists its product as uncharacterized. The record is from RefSeq and is a predicted model, not a curated record. The annotation marks the transcript as partial. Lineage: Eukaryota; Fungi; Ascomycota; Leotiomycetes; Helotiales; Hyaloscyphaceae. The transcript has 2 exons.
CCGGAGUUCUUUGGUCUUAGUUACUGCUGGGGAACUCUAGGCCAUACGCAGACCCUUUCCGUCAACGGAUCUUGCAUAAAAAUAUCGGAGAAUCUGAACCGAGGACUUAAGGAGCUGGCUAAGCUUGACGAAUACAAUGGGCAGAUCUGCGUUAAUCAACAGGAUCUGGUUGAACGUUCCCACCAGGUGACCAUGAUGCAGCGCAUAUAUCAAACCGCAGUGAAGACUCUAUGGAGCCUUGGGCAUAGCAACAAGGAUUGGGCCAACAGUGUUCCUUGGCUUAAGGUGCCCCAUCCUUUGCAACGCGUGAUCCAAGGCCCGUCUCUUGCAUCGCUCGGUCUUCCCGACGUCACCAAUAGCGCCUGGCAGGAGCUCAAGAGCAUCCUGAGCAACGACUGGUUCUCACGCGUAUGGGUG